UCUUCGGUAACGCAGGUCUCUGUAUGCUUGUGGUUCGUAGCGAACGGAAUAAAGGCACUACGUCCAACGUGUGUAAAUAAACCGAAAAACCGGCUAAAAACAACUGGUGGUGCUCUUUAUUUAAUAAGUAGACUUUGUCCUUUAAAAGCAAUAACAACAAUAAAUGUAAAGUAAAAACAAAAGAAAAAAUUAAUAAAAUAAAAAGUUCAACUCUAUUUACAUUCAAGAAGAAGCAACUAAUAAUAAAAAAAAAAAAGAAUUUGGAGCAGCAGCGACGCAGUUCGCUAAAAUAGAAGAGGAGUACCAUAAUCAUCCAACAUGAUUAAUAGAACACCUGAUUAUAUAAUAUCCGGAUGCGGCUAUCCACAUUGGAAAAAUGAAAGAAAUAACUUAGAGAAUAUCAAAUUUUCACUUCCUGAAAAGGCCAUAAAAAAUAUGAAAACAGAUAAGCUCCUGCCUUUAAGAGAAACCCUAACGGAAUAUUAUUUUCGCUUGCAACGGCUGCCAAUCCACAAAAACCUGAAUUAUUUUGAAAAACCAACUCAACAAAAACAAAAGAAGGAGAACAUAAAUAAGUCACUAAAACAAUCAAUAACAUUCAGUAAAAAUAGAUAUUGCGAGAAUAAACUACAGAAACACACAGAGAAAAAAUUGUAUCCAACAAAAACGGAGAAGGAACAAAAUGGUUUCUAAAUAAAAUAGAAUUGCUAAUUGAUAAGAACAAGCAAUUGACUGAUUUAAACGUGCUAAUUUAAGAAUCUCUAAAUAAAUUA
Molecule: messenger RNA, 773 nt
Organism: Teleopsis dalmanni
Lineage: Eukaryota; Metazoa; Arthropoda; Insecta; Diptera; Diopsidae
Exons: 3
Coding region: 319-693 (124 amino acids)
Source: RefSeq, a predicted model, not a curated record